ACAGUCCUCUCAACUUCACCUCUGUCUCUCUGUAUAGCUUUCGAAAUCCUCUCGCAAAAUCAUAUCAAAUCUCUCAAAUGGCAAUGGCAUCAAGAGCCGCUUGUCUGCUAAUGUUUGUCACAAUUCUCGCCUUGUUGAGCUUCUCAGAGGGCACAGAGUUUCUGGUGGGGGGCAAAUCAGACGCAUGGGCAGUCCCUUCUUCGGAAUCCCAAUCUCUCAACAAAUGGGCUGAAAGCAAACGGUUCAGGACCGGCGACGUUCUGGUGUGGAAGUAUGACGGUGCAAAAGACUCUGUGCUGCAUGUGAGCAAGGAAGACUAUGUGAACUGCAACAUAUCAAACCCAAUUAAGCAGUACAAGGAUGGUGAGACCAAGAUUGUGCUGGACAAGGCAGGACCCUUCUAUUUCAUUAGCGGAGCCAAGGAUCACUGUGAAAAGGGACAGAAGCUCAUUGUUGUCGUUAUGUCCCCCAGAACCAGCAGGCCCUCCUCCUCUCCCAUCUCUCCGGCACCUUCUCCCGCAUUUGAAAUCGACACUGAAGGUCCCGCCGUGGCUCCGGCUAUGACUAGCAGUGCUUUACCUUUCAAGGCUGCUGGUCUCCUUGUUGUGGCACUCGUGGGGUUUUCUGCAGCUCUCCUCAUCUAGAGUAGACAUUGGGCUGGGCUUUUUUGAUCUGGGCUAGUUCUUCUUUUGGUUUUAGUGAUUUAUUUCAUUCUUUAUUUGGGGUAGAUUAUGUGAGGGUAUCAGAGGGUUCAUCUUAGAAUCUUAAUUGAUGGUUCAUUUAUAUGUAAUUCCAGCACCCUUUCUCACCAAAUCAGUAUAUUGCGAAAUAUAUCACCUCCUUUUCUAUCUA
Argentina anserina (silverweed cinquefoil) is the source of this 852-nucleotide messenger RNA. Its product is annotated as early nodulin-like protein 1. Gene Ontology annotation, cellular component: plasma membrane. The coding region runs from base 78 to 644 and encodes 188 amino acids. Lineage: Eukaryota; Viridiplantae; Streptophyta; Magnoliopsida; Rosales; Rosaceae. The record is from RefSeq and is a predicted model, not a curated record. The transcript is spliced from 2 exons. Gene Ontology annotation, molecular function: electron transfer activity.